GGUGUGUGAAGUUUUUUAUAGCAUUGUGAUGAUUCUUUUUUUCACUACUUUGUAAACAUAUUUUUAUAUGCACUGUAGUUGAACCUUGCAUACUUGAACCAUAAUGCUAAGUCACACUCAAAUUUGAUUUAUUCGAAUCAAUUUAAUUUGAUCUGAAAAAUCAAUUGUAAGAAACUCAAUAAGGAAUGUUCAGGACCACGUUGCAAAUGGCUUGUCGCGGUGUCUGAUGAGAAAAGAAGAAGGUUAACUAUCAGAGAUGGAACAUUUCUUGAAAAUUUUUGUCAUGAAAUUUCUUAAAAUAUUUUGAAACUUGCCAAAGAACUUUGCCUGAGAUCAAACUUUCAUGCAGAGAACAGCUUAAUUGAUUUUUCAUAUCCUGAAGAAAAAGUGUACUAAAUUUGGUUAUGAUCUGAUAGCACAAUGAGAUAUGCCAACAAAAAAUCUGCGCUGCAGAGAAGUCACAUUGAUGCAUUUGGAGAUGGCGCAUGGUGCAAUAUACCAGUUAAAAGCAGAGACAAAACGUGGAGCAGUGCAUUGCAGUUCCUGGGAUUUCCCCACUGCUUCCCUCCACCAGCUUUCCCUGCACCAGGUACAGGUUUAAUGGCUUAUACCUCUCUUCUCAGAGGUCUACAGCCAACUAUAGACAGAGAUUUAAUGUCCUUAAUCAACAGCGCAAUAGGGACAUCCAUGCUCCGGCUUUCAAAUUUUCAGGGAUUAAGGCCGAGUCGAAUCUGUUUCUGCAGAUCCACACGUCAGUUCCUUGACAAUUUGUGGCCACCACCGGGAUUUGAACCCGGGACCUAUUGGUCUAGAGUCAGACGCGCUGACCGCUAGGCCAACCUGGCUGGCAAUGAUCAAAGAGGCGAUGAUAAUGUUUAGGACAAUAAUAUUGAGAUGUUUCAAGCCCUUUUAGUAAUUAUUUUUAGAGUUUCUAUUUACAAAGAAAAAACAACUCAUAUUAACAUCACUCAUGACACCAAUAAGUAAGUAAGUUAUACUUUCAGAUCUGCAAAAUGCAGAAAUGUAUCAUUCAAAAACAAUUUGUCAUAACACAUUAGGUAGUUAAGUCCGAGAGAACUCACUGUUCUGAAAAAUUUAGUGUUGAACAAAUCAAAAUUUUUAUACAAAUACUUUGUGUAUACAUUGAAUGCUGAACAUAAGAUAGUAUUAAGAGGUCAUUUCCAAAUUCAGCGCCUCAAAAUAAAUGAGGAUCACCUUAUCUCGUCUCGCAGAUGUUUGUGUCAUUUUUUUUGUUCCACUGUGAUAUUCUAUAGUAAUGCAAUGAACUUUGUGAAAGAAAUGAAAUUGCUGUCAUGGGUUUAAUUUUGGUCACGCAGAGAUGAUGUGGUGUGAAACUGAACGACUUAAAUGUACUUUUCCAUAUCUGUCCUAUGAGGCAAAGCUUUGACUUCAGUUUCUUCGAGCUUAGAACGAAAUGAUCUUAAUGGAUCUAGUAACAACCUAAUUACAAGACAGUGAAGGGCGUCAACGACCCCACACGGAUCACGCGUCGUGUGACGCGCUCCGUCGCGUUUCACUUAAAUUGCUCUUGUGGGUUUGUUUUUCAUCACACAAAUUUGGUUUUGGCAUUCAAUUAAACCUAAAUCAAGCCAACGUCUACUUUAAAUAACGGAACACUCAUAUUUAUUCGCCCGAUAGGCAUUAUCUACCUACAAAUUAUUAUCACGUUGACGGUAUAUUUAUUUUAAGAGCUGAUUCUCCAUGAAUUUAUCUGCUUAUAAAAAAAUUGACUAAAAUCGAUCGCACAGCAACUAGAAUACGGCGCAUUGAAGGGUCGCGUCGGUCGUUUAGGAUGCCAAAAUUCAAAAAAUUUUAAUUUUUCCCAGUUGAGAGAAAAAAUUUAAGUCCAACAAGAAUAUUGAUCAGACAUAAAAUUGUCCUCCUAGAAAUCACCAUCCAUUAAAAAAAAGUUGAUUAAAAUCGGACCAAUAGCAAAUAGACCUGUGCGAUUAAUCGAACAGUAAUCGUAAUCGCGAUUAAUUUUUUUCAUCGUAAUCGUAAUCGGUUUGAGAAAUUAAUCGUGAUUGAUUCGGUUAAUUUGACUUCACGAAAUGUCCAGUUUUGCGCCGCAUUUUGAAUUUGAAAUUCCCGCCGCGAUUGUUCGAAUUUGCGUCAUAUUUACGAUGGCGCACUACUAGGGAAAAACUCGCACUGAAAAUGGUGAUAACCCCGCGAAAAUAUCCCCAUCGGGCUUGUGCCGCGAUUUCAAGUCGAUGAUAAAGGUUCUUCGAAUACUUUUCAUAGGAGAGGUUGGAAGUGCAUUAAAUAAAAAAAAAGAUUAAAUAGUUGGCGGGACUAGUUUAUUUUGGGUGGAAAGGAUCUUGUAGAAAAGUAGACAAUGAGUCGACCUCAAGUGAAAGAAGAAAAAAAAGAUUGGAGGAAAAUUGUUAGCUUUCAAACUUUUUAAAAAAAUAUCUUCAAAAACUUACAUACUUCAACUUCGUUUUUGGUCACAAAAGCCAAAAAAUAACUCCGUUACUGAUGAUUGUUUCUUGGUCGCCCAUGAAACACAAUUUCCAAGAGAAAAAAACAUAUCCAGAAUUUGUUAAAGCAUGUUUUUAUAACAAAAGUGAAUUGAUAGAUCAGUGGAUUGAAGUCAUUUCCUUUAAUACGAAAACGGAGAUUAUCAUACUAAAAAUUCAGAUCAAUCCAAGAGGAAGGAGGCCAAUGCCAUCAUUUUUUUGCCACAUCUAUUAGUAUUUUGGAAACUUUGCAGCAUUGCAAUGGUAGCGAAAUAAUUUUCCCUGUCAGGAAAAUUUUUAGAAAAAUUAUACCUCAUACCGGAAAAUAACAUACUAAAAAUUGAGAUCAAUCCAAAAAGAAAUAAGGUGAGGGGGGAAUUAAAUUGCCCUAGACAAACCUUUUUCCAAAGGAAGCCUGAAAAAACCAUAAAAUCGCGAGGAUAUCGAGGAGCUCCGAUAACCAAUUUCGGAAUGGUGGUUUUUAAUACCUGGUGAUGCUCCUCUUGAAAUUCUGACUCAAACUUUUACUACCUACCAACUUCAAUUUAAAUCCCGUUCAGUAUCACUGUUACUGGAAUGCGAAUGUCACGUAAACAGGGCGUCAAAAAUAAAUU
Messenger RNA from Bemisia tabaci, 3097 nucleotides. The record is from RefSeq and is a predicted model, not a curated record. Lineage: Eukaryota; Metazoa; Arthropoda; Insecta; Hemiptera; Aleyrodidae.